Molecule: messenger RNA, 222 nt
Organism: Knipowitschia caucasica
Lineage: Eukaryota; Metazoa; Chordata; Actinopteri; Gobiiformes; Gobiidae
Source: the annotation of a GenBank genome assembly
AUGGAUCUGGGCUGCCCGCGUCAACAAAAUAAGAUGGAGGAGAAUCCCAGAUCUCUUAACCUUGACAAAUACAGAAUUUCAUUUAAAUCAUACACUUCGGAAUAUCAGAACCAGCCCUCGGGUUCAACUUCAAUUGGAGCCAUUGCUUCAUCUACAGUUGGACUGUCAGAGAAUGAACCACAGCCAGGCAAUGAUAAAGGGAUUCUAUCCCUCAAAGGAUGA